Messenger RNA from Peronospora matthiolae, 936 nucleotides. The record is from the annotation of a GenBank genome assembly. NCBI's taxonomy places the organism in Eukaryota, Oomycota, Peronosporomycetes, Peronosporales, Peronosporaceae.
AUGGCCCUCUGUGUCCGGUAUGGGCUCCCGAUUCACAACGAGACGGUCGAACAGAGGUUCCCGCAAACACAGACAUCGGUCGAGCAGGGGCUCCCGAUUGUAACCGAGGUGGUCGAGCAGAGGCUCCCACAUACAUCUGAGGCGGUCGACGACGAGCUCCCGCCUCUUAUCGACGAGAAUGAACGGGCUGUGGACUUAAAUGUGAACGACGUGGUGGAGACAGAGCUCCCACGUCUAGCGGGGGGUACUCCAUCCUCCAGCGACAGCGACGUUCCAGCCUCGAGCAGUGGCUCAAGACGCAAGAGAAAGCGUAGACGCAAGAAAGGUGCACGCCGAUCACCAAGACGACGAAAUUCUCGCUCAAGCGCCGUUGACGAUGAUACUGUAUUGACGGAAUCCGUUUAUUUUCUUCACGACCUCAAGGCCGGCGACAUCGAGCAAGUGUGCAUCAUAUCAGCCGCCGAAGCAGCUAGUGGAGAAGUUCUGGAGGCUCGCCCAAAGAGCGCUGAGCCCAAAUCAGCGCGCGAAGAACGUUUCGUGGCACAGUCUUGGGAAGCCCUUCGUGCUUCGGGCAACCCUGUCUAUGAUAUAGCGCGUGAGUAUACCUUGACGGUCGAGAGCGACUACGAGAACGACCUCGGUGGUCGUAAGACAAACGAUCUCGACUACGUGAACGCCUCCAUUGAUCGACAGGGCGUUCCCUCAUGUGACGCAACGCAGAUACUUGGAGCUCUGAGAGGCUCCUCUCAUAGCGUCCGAUCCAUGGUCGGAUGUGCUGGGGCAUUCCCCGUGCACACACCAUGUCGUCCCAUUCCUGCCGCAUUGGUCGCGGUCUCUCCAUGUGACACCGUGGACACCCUUAACGGACAUGGACGUAACACAUGUGGAACCCAUCACGAGUCAAAUGACAUACGCGUCGUCGUAAGUCGCCAAUAG